Molecule: messenger RNA, 1355 nt
Organism: Eucalyptus grandis
Lineage: Eukaryota; Viridiplantae; Streptophyta; Magnoliopsida; Myrtales; Myrtaceae
Product: transcription factor RAX2
Exons: 3
Coding region: 136-1170 (344 amino acids)
Source: RefSeq, a predicted model, not a curated record
UCUCUGGCAAAUAUAUAUGAAGUGUGCCUGCAGACCGAAGCCUUCCACAAAGCAAACACAGCAGCCUCCCCGCAGGUAACAUCGAGACCAACUUAGAAGAAAACCAAUUGGAGAGAGAGAGAGAAAGAGAGAAGAAUGGGGAGAGCUCCAUGCUGUGACAAGGCAAAUGUGAAGAAAGGGCCCUGGUCACCUGAGGAAGAUGCUAAGCUCAAGGAGUUCAUAGACAAACAUGGCACUGGAGGCAACUGGAUUGCUCUCCCUCAAAAAGCUGGCCUUAGGAGAUGUGGGAAAAGCUGCCGCUUGAGAUGGCUAAACUAUUUGAGACCAAACAUAAAGCAUGGAGAGUUCACAGAUGAAGAAGACAGAAUUAUCUGCACCCUCUAUGCUACAAUUGGAAGCAGGUGGUCGAUAAUAGCUGCUCAGUUGCCAGGCAGAACCGACAACGACAUCAAGAACUACUGGAACACCAAGCUCAAGAAGAAGCUCGCGGGCUUACCCUCGUUUCCUCACCACCCAUCUCUCCAGCAGAGAACGCAACAAAACCCCAUCAUCGCUAGCUUCGCAUCACAUGCUAACUCUCAUGCUCAUGCUCAUCCUCUCCUCUCUUCUUCUUCAACCCCACCACCAUCAUCAUCCUUGUCACCGCCGUCACAGUCCUCCCUCUCCAACAGCAACUACUUCACCUCCCUCGCAGGCCUGGAACAGUCCAUCUCCUAUUAUUCUUCAAGCCCUAAUCUUCAGCAACAAGAGAGCUUCUUGGGCUCCAUGAGGCAGUAUGAAGCUAGCUGUUGCAGCUCCUCUGAUGGGAGUAGCAGCAGCAACAACAACAACAACCAAAUCUGCAGUCUUGGGAAGGAGAGAGACUACUAUGACUUCUCAGUGUGCGGAAAUGGCCCUGGUGAUCAUCAUCACAUGAGUUUUCAAAGAAGUUUCUGUUCUGGGGUCGAUGAUGAUGGUCAAAAACUUGUGCUUGGAAGUGUUGGUGGGUGGAGUCAAGAGAAACAAAGCUGUGAUCAGACAUGGGUCGCCGAAAAUCCUUCGGAUUAUGCAGGGCUUGAAGAGAUCAAGCAGCUCAUUAGCAGUGCCAGUAAUUGCUCAAGUAAUAAUAACAACAGCUUCUUUUUGUAUGAGGGCAAGAGUGAUCCUGAAGGAGCGGUGAUGUACUACUGAUAUGAUGAUGAUUGACUGUCAAUGAGCGUAAAAUAACACAGAUUUGGGAAGUAGUAUGGUAAAGAGAUUUGUUGUUUAUGUUCGAAAUAUUCAGAUUUUGUUUGUUUCUUCGGAAACGAACACGUUGACUGUACAUGGCGAAAGUUUGUUUUUCCUUAGAGGACCAUUUUGCUUUUUCUGGGAAA